Pelodiscus sinensis (Chinese soft-shelled turtle) is the source of this 1164-nucleotide messenger RNA. The record is from RefSeq and is a predicted model, not a curated record. Lineage: Eukaryota; Metazoa; Chordata; Testudines; Trionychidae.
AAAAUAGCUGGUGUCAUGAGAAUGAGAAGUAUGUAGAACAGGAGGAGGGAAGUCAAGGUUAACACUGGCUAUUUGCUUACAGGGAGCUUUUGGAAAAUGGCCUCUCCAUUCGCUGGGCCCACAGCAGUUGCUGAUGUAAUUAAAGAACUAGAUACUCAGAUAGCUCUGAUUGGUCUUGGUCCUCACAACCCCAAAAAGAAGCAGGACCUUGAUAAACUGUAUGAUUUGAAGACAAAAGCCCAGCAGAUUAUGAACCAGUUUGGCCCAUCUACCUUGAUCAACCUAUCCAGUUUCUCCUCAAUAAAGCCAGAACCAGCCAGCACGCCACCACAAAGCUCCAUGGCAAACAGCACCACCGUGGUAAAAAUGCCAGGGACUCCUAGUGGAGGGGGACGCCUCAGUCCUGAAAGCAACCAGGUUUUAACCAAGAAGAAGUUGCAGGAUCUGGUGAGAGAGGUGGAUCCCAAUGAGCAGUUGGAUGAGGAUGUGGAGGAGAUGCUGUUGCAGAUUGCCGAUGAUUUCAUUGAGAGCGUGGUGACAGCAGCAUGCCAGCUAGCCCGGCAUCGCAAGUCAAACACUCUGGAAGUGAAGGAUGUCCAGCUGCAUCUCGAGCGCCAGUGGAACAUGUGGAUCCCAGGGUUUGGUUCUGAAGAAAUCCGGCCAUACAAAAAAGCCUGCACUACAGAAGCUCACAAACAGAGGAUGGCACUGAUCCGCAAAACAACCAAGAAAUAACCCCUAGGAAUAGCAAGGAGAGAAUGGUGCAUUUUGGGAUAUCUGCCUCUAAGCUGAAGCUUCCAUGAUACCAUCGAUGGGAUAUUUUUUUUAAUGCUUUACAGAGAAGCAUAUAUUUUUUAUUAACAGUGCAGCAAUAUCUAUGACUUUGAGGAGAUCGGCCAAAAACCAUUAUAUGCUCACCUUCCCCAGCCCCCCAACAGAGUGCAUUGUAUCUUGAAACAAAGAUUUUGUGACCUUUAAAGUGGUUUAUUGUAUAAGUGAUUGUCCAAGGAACAGAGCAUUUUGGUCUUGUUUGGGACAGUAUUAGAAGCAUCUGUAGAGGUUUUUCGUUUUCCUCCUUCCCACCUGCCAGUUCCAGUUCUUUGUAAUGUCAAUGUUUAUAUAAAUACUUGCAUUUUGUUUUACAUUAAUAAAGAAAUUAUUAAU